Messenger RNA from Penicillium cinerascens, 942 nucleotides. Its product is annotated as enoyl-CoA hydratase/isomerase family protein. The transcript has 4 exons. The record is from RefSeq and is a predicted model, not a curated record. NCBI's taxonomy places the organism in Eukaryota, Fungi, Ascomycota, Eurotiomycetes, Eurotiales, Aspergillaceae. Bases 1 to 942 code for a protein of 313 amino acids.
AUGAUUUUUGAUCCAGGUGCCAUAGACCUACCCUCCUCCUACGAAAAGGUCCCUACGACCGGCCAGGUCGCGGUGUCCCAUCACCCGGCUAGUUCCCCGACAGUAACGCCUGUGAUCGUCGUGACGCUGAAUAGACCAGCUAAAAACAAUGCGUUCACAUCACAAAUGGUCCAAGACUUUGAAAAGUUCUUCCCCAUGUUCGAUGUCGACGAACGCGUCAAGGUCGUCGUCCUGACCGGUGCGGGGAAGAUCUUCUGUGCAGGUGCAGACCUGGAUAUCGGAUUCCGUAGCAAUCCAGAGAGACCGGCGGACCACCGUGAUGGGGGCGGACGCGUCGUGCUCGCCAUCCACCGCUGCCGUAAACCGACCAUCGCAGCCAUGCAGGGCUCGGCAGUUGGAGUUGGGAUGACUAUGACUCUACCGGCCGUUAUUCGGGUCGCCUACGAAAAGGGUAAAUAUGGCUUCGUCUUCGGACGGCGUGGGAUUGUCAUGGAAUCCUGCUCGUCAUAUUUCCUACCACGUCUUAUCGGCUUCUCCAAUGCCAGUUAUCUCGUCAGUACGGGUGGCGUAUUCCCACCUACCUCCAAGCACUUCGGUGACUUGUUCAACGAGAUCCUGCCCGACCCGUCUCGUGUUCUCCCUCGUGCCCUUGAACUGGCCACGGAGAUUGCCGAGAACGUGAGCCCUACCUCUCAAUAUCUCAACCGAGCCCUUAUGUGGCGUAACCCUGGCACCGUGGAAGAGGCGCAUCUGCUGGAGUCGAAUGUUAUUUGCCAGAUGUUUGGAGCACAGGACCAAAAGGAAGGCGUCCAGGCGUUCUUCGAGAAGCGCAAGCCCAACUUCCGUGCUAAUCUUGACGAUAACCCCCCGCUCAACGUACCCUGGUGGACCGAGGUUGACACUGGCCGUAAUCCCAAGGCGAAAACUCCUGCUAAACUGUAG